Molecule: messenger RNA, 1599 nt
Organism: Oncorhynchus gorbuscha (pink salmon)
Lineage: Eukaryota; Metazoa; Chordata; Actinopteri; Salmoniformes; Salmonidae
Gene: chrm4b
Product: cholinergic receptor, muscarinic 4b
Exons: 1
Coding region: 107-1348 (413 amino acids)
Biological process (GO): chemical synaptic transmission; G protein-coupled receptor signaling pathway, coupled to cyclic nucleotide second messenger; adenylate cyclase-inhibiting G protein-coupled acetylcholine receptor signaling pathway
Cellular component (GO): plasma membrane; synapse; dendrite
Molecular function (GO): G protein-coupled acetylcholine receptor activity; G protein-coupled serotonin receptor activity
Source: RefSeq, a predicted model, not a curated record
AGCUUAUGGGAGACCUGGCUGCCGUUACACCACUGCUGAACUGAUCCUCAUCGUCAUAGUGACCGGCUCGCUCAGCUUCAUCACCGUCCUGGGCAACGUUCUGGUGAUGCUGUCAAUCAAAGUCAACCGCCACCUCCAGACAGUCAACAACUACUUCCUGUUCAGCCUGGCGUGUGCUGACCUCAUCAUCGGUCUGCUCUCCAUGAACCUCUACACCCUCUAUAUCGUGAAGGGCUACUGGCCCCUGGGUGCGGUCAUCUGUGACCUGUGGUUGGCCUUGGACUACGUGGUCAGCAACGCUUCGGUUAUGAACCUCCUGAUCAUCUGCUUCGACCGCUACUUCUGCGUGACCCGACCAUUGACCUACCCAUCCAGGCGGACCACCAGACUGGCUGGGCUGAUGAUCACAGCAGCCUGGCUCCUGUCUCUGUUCCUUUGGGCCCCGGCCAUCCUCUUCUGGCAGUCCUUCGUCGGCAAACGGAUCGUCCCUGAUGGGGAGUGCUACAUCCAGCUCCUGUCCAAACCCUCGGUUACACUGGGGAUGACGCUAUCCGCAUUCUACCUGCCGGCGGUCAUCAUGAUUGUCCUGUACACCCGGAUCUCCUUUGCCAGCCGCAGUCGCCUCACUGCAGAGCUGCAUAGUAGCAGAGCGAGGACCUCUAGUGGACGACCGAAACAAAGCUGCCAUCUGAAGAGGAGCUGCGUCUCAACCCAGACAGACACUGAGCCAAAGAGCGACUUGGCCAUUUCCAUCGAAGCAGAGACGAUUGUCUGCGCUAAGCAGGGGAUUAUCAAGGCCCUGAAAGACUCUACAGAGCAGGCCAACAAUAAUGUCAUCCCCACUUCAGACGUUACCCCCUCUCUAGACCAAUUACCUAGUGAGAUUAACCAAGACUGCAGAUGGUCCAACAGUAGGGUCACGUUCAAUCGCACAGGGGAUAAGAACAGCUCUGCUACCAAGGUCUCCCAGCCAAGCUCUAUCCUUAAUGGCUCCAAUACAACUAGUCAGCUCAGAAAAAUAUUUUCCCCAUUUCCCAGCUUCAGUAAGACCCAGGUGAAGAGGAGAAGGAUUGUAGCGAGGGAGAGGAAAGUGACCAAGACUAUUUUUGCUAUUCUCCUGGCCUUCAUUCUCACCUGGACUCCUUAUAGCGUCAUGGCCAUCAUUGGCACCUACUGUCACUUCUGUGUCCCAGACACAGCGUGGACCAUGGGCUACUGGCUGUGUUAUAUCAACAGCACAGUCAACCCAGUGUGCUAUGCACUGUGUAACGUCACCUUCAGAAAGACCUUCAAGAACCUACUGAGGUGUCAGUACAGAAACACAGGUGUUGAAGUGAGGAUGAUGUGAGCUACUCUAUUAUAAUAUGUGAUAGAACAUUUGAUUAUUUAAGGAAGAUGCAUUUUGAUUGAUGGACUAUGACGAGAAUUGUCUAUGUAAAAUAGUAUCAAAAAUUGAACAAAAUGUUUCGAAGCAGCACAUUAAAAGGUAUGACAUCCAAAGCCUAAACUGUACUAAGCCAAUCCUUUGUAACAACUGUAUAAUGUUGUUCAAAUAAUGCCGUUCCUCUGUCUGCUGACAAUUCUAUAUGCCUCUUGCUU